AUGAAGAACCCCACUCACCCUGCAAAUGUUCUGUUUGUCCGCCUCCACUCAGGCAGAUGGCUACGAAGCAUCAAAGACAGGAACACCAGACUGAGGAACAGCUUCUUCCCUGGACCUUGCUGGAAGGAGCUAAUUCAAUUGAGCAAAGAAAAUAAAAGUGGGGAGGCCGAUGCCCCAGCUUAUGAAGACACAGAGUGGUUAACAAAGAUGGAGAUUUUUGUAACAGCCGUGUUUGCAAUUUGCACCUUCAUACCGAGCAUCUAUUGUGCCGGAAACACAGUAGCCUGGUGUUACCAUCUUUCAACAUGCAAUGAUGCAAAAUGGCCUGAAAUUGCUCCCCAAUUUUGUAAUGGAAGCAGACAGUCACCCAUCAACAUCGCCACAUCGGCUGUCAAGCCUGAUUCCAAGCUGACGGCAUUCACCUUUGAAAACUUUCACAGGAAAUCUGUACUUAAAACCAUCACAAAUACUGGAAAAACAGUAAAGGUUAAUUUUAGGAGUGGUGUGAAAGUUAAAGGAGGAGAUCUACCCGAGGAGUACGAUAGCCUGCAGUUUCAUUUGCACUGGGGAAAUGGUGCCUCUGUUCCUGGCUCUGAGCACACAGUGGAUGGAAAGCGUUACCCCAUGGAGUUGCACAUUGUGAAUAUCAAGUCAUCCUAUAAUGGAAAUACAACCCUGGGGGUUGCAGAUUCUAUGGGUCUCGCUGCUCUUGGUUUCUUCAUAGAGGUAAAAUAUAUGUCACAUUUCACAACCUUUUAACUACAACGUUUUCUAGAUAAGACAAUUUUGCUUAGUAGACAACAUGUGUACUCAUGGAUGGCACUUUGAGUUAUAAACUACUACUGUAUUUUCUGGACUAUUAGUUGCUUCAGAGUAUAAGGCGCACCAAACAAAAUAAGCAUAAUGAAGAAGAAAAAAACAUAUGGUAUAUAAGUAGCUCAGGAGUAAGAGUCGCACCAGUGCCCUCUAGCACCCUGAGUAUAUGUCGCAAACCAAGGCCAAAGGAUGAAAAAAAGUGCGACUAGUCUGGAAAAUAUGGUAGCUGUUUCACUCAAUUGAGAUUUAACUAAAUUAUGUAAAAAUCAUUUGUUUUUAUUCCCACAACUUACCAUAUUAAUUUAUGGAAUGGUUUGGGUAAACAUAUUGGCUAAUAUAUUUUAUUAUUUAUUUUUAAGGAAAUGUCAAGUAAUGUAUCUGGCCAACCAGCAAGUUGGAAGAAGCUGACUUCCUAUCUGUCCAGAAUUUCAAAUAAAGGUAAGCAAAGGGUUUAUAUGAUGGCUGUCGUAAUAAAAUACUCAAGGCUGAUUGGACAUAUUGUCUGCUC
Molecule: messenger RNA, 1324 nt
Organism: Cynoglossus semilaevis (tongue sole)
Lineage: Eukaryota; Metazoa; Chordata; Actinopteri; Pleuronectiformes; Cynoglossidae
Product: carbonic anhydrase 4-like
Exons: 7
Coding region: 1-759 (252 amino acids)
Cellular component (GO): plasma membrane
Molecular function (GO): zinc ion binding; carbonate dehydratase activity
Source: RefSeq, a predicted model, not a curated record